Messenger RNA from Callorhinus ursinus (northern fur seal), 2320 nucleotides. NCBI's taxonomy places the organism in Eukaryota, Metazoa, Chordata, Mammalia, Carnivora, Otariidae. The record is from RefSeq and is a predicted model, not a curated record.
CCGUCCUUUAUUCCUCUCUGCAGUUUGAAACUGUCAGGUUGCUGCCAAGGUAGCCGCGGUACCGCUGUUGUUUCGCCGGAGACGCGGCGACGAGACGGGGAGGCAGGCAUCCGGGUUUGUGGAGAGCAGCGACGAAACAGUAAGAAAAUGCUACGGUUGUAGAGUUUCAAAGAAACUGUCGUACCUUGCUGGCAUCAAAGCAGGGCAGAUGGAAGACUUAUGGCAUAUUUUCCAAAAAUACAGUAGUUGUUUUAUGGCUGCAGUAUCUAUUCAGAGACUCUUUGAAGUCAGACCCAACUUUUCAGCUUGUUUUUUGAGUAAUCAGCACCAGCCCACUUCCGCUCCUACUAUCUACUCGUUUAUGCAGAAUGUCAUCAGAUGAGGAGAAAGGCUCACUUCCUGUUAUACAGAAUGGCUCUGACCGGCGCAGUUCUGUGUCUUCAGAUCUUCAGGAAGAGUACGAAGAACUGCUUCGUUAUGCUAUCGUGACUCCAAACAUCGAGUCAGGUGCUUCACAGCCAUGUCAUUCUAAGGGAGAGCUGGUACCAGAUAUGAGGGUUCCUACUAUAAUUGAUGAUAUUCUUCAUAAUCAAGGAAAUAGCCCUGCAGUAAGAGAAACAGAGAUGGAAGUUGGAAAAGGAGGUGAUUUAAAUAUUUCAGGUCAUCUAAAGACAGAUGGGUCAUCGCCAGUGUCGUCACCGAGGAAGCCCUCACACCCAGUGAUGGAUUUCUUCAGUUCUAACCUCUUAGGUGACUCUUCCUCACCAGCAUCUAUUUCUAGUCAUGCAGACGUCCAUGAAAUCGUUGUGAGCGAUUUUCUUAUUUCGGAUGAAAACCUUCAGAAGAUGGAAAACGUACUGGAUCUUUGGAGUUCAGGGCUUAAGACAAACAUCAUAUCUGAACUAAGCAAAUGGAGACUUAAUUUUAUUGACUGGCACCGAAUGGAAAUGAAAAAAGAGAAAGAAAAACAUGCAGCACACUUAAAACAACUGUGCAACCAGAUCAACAGCUUAAAGGAGCUGCAAAAAGCCUAUGAAGUUUCCAUUGGGAGAAAAGAUGAGGUGAUUUCUAGCUUGUCUCAUGCCAUAGGCAAGCAAAAGGAAAGGAUAGAGCUGAUGAGAACAUUCUUCCACUGGCGAAUUGGCCAUGUUAAAUGCAGACAGGAUGUCUACGAAGGUAAACUAGCUGACCAGUACUUCCAGAGAACUUUACUGAAGAAGGUCUGGAAAGGCUGGCGGUCUGUAGCACAGAAGCAGUGGAAAGAGGUAGUAGAACGAGCUUGUCAAGCAAGAGCGGAAGAAGUUUGUGUCCAGAUUUCCAAUGAUUAUGAAACCAGAGUUGCUGUGUUAUCUGGAGCUUUGGAAAAUGCAAAAGCUGAGAUUCAAAGAAUGCAGCAUGAAAAAGAGCACUUUGAAGAUUCCAUGAAGAAAGCUUUCAUGAGGGGUGUGUGUGCAUUAAAUCUCGAAGCCAUGACUAUAUUUCAAAACAGAGGUGAUACAGGGAUAGACUUCACAAAUAGAAAAGAAGAGUAUGGCCCUGGCGUUCAAGGCAAAGAACAUUCUGCUCAUUCGGAUCCUCUGGCCCCUCCAGUGCCCCCAGUGGUUGCACUGCCACAGUCCCCGCCCCCAGCUGCCAUGGGAGCGGCCGGCGCCGCUGCUUUUCCUUCCGCCGCUUCCAUCCCGUCGGCUGGGGCUCCUUCCACUUCCUCUGCUCACCUUCCUGUUUCUGCAACUCUUGGCGCUGGGUCUACAGCGGCUGCUGCACCAGAAGAAAUGUAUGUGCCCAGAGUUGUGACAUCUGCACAACAGAAAGCUGGAAGAACAAUUACAGCCCGGAUCACAGGGAGAUGUGAUUUUGCCUCAAAAAACAGAAUUAGUAGCAGCUUAGCUAUAAUGGGAGUUUCUCCUCCCAUGAGCUCAGUUGUUGUGGAAAAACAUCAUCCAGUCACAGUGCAAACCAUUCCUCAAGCUGCUGCAGCAAAAUAUCCCCGGACGAUUCAUCCUGAAAGUACCUCAGCUUCUAGAUCCCUUGGAACCAGGUCAACUCACACCCAGUCUCUCACAAGCAUUCAUUCCAUAAAAGUGGUUGACUAAAAUGAAUAUGCACAUAUUGAGAUCUUUUAAUUCUUCUGGUUUUACCAAGAAUUAGAAGUCUCUAGUUGUUAAAAUUUCAUAUUCUCAGAACAUCAUAGAUAUAUCAUGUUCAUCUUUUCAAAAUUACAAGAGACUUUUUCAAGCCAUACCAUCCUUUGUAACUAUAUGUAGGAUUAUUUUAAUGUUAUUUUUUUUAAUUUAAGCAAUUAAGUAAAACUUUUUUAAAU